AGUUUCUUACGUCUCCGAUGUUGUUUCACAAACAAAAAAACAAUUGAAAAAAAAAACAAAUAAGAGGAGCGAAUCUCGGCGAUGGCAAUCAAAGACCUGACGGCGACGACCGGUGAUUCAUCUCUUCCUUUGAUAAAACCUCCGCCGUCUGAAACAACCGGCGGUGACAGAACCUCUGCUCUUCAGACGCUUGGUAACAUUAUCGUCUCCAUCGUCGGUACAGGCGUCCUUGGUCUUCCUUACGCAUUCCGCGUCGCCGGUUGGUUCGCCGGAUCUCUCGGCGUCAUUAUCGUCGGAUUCGCCACCUAUUACUGCAUGCUCCUCCUCAUUCAAUGUAGAGAUAAGCUAGAAUCGGAACAAGGAGAAGAAGAAUCGAAAACUUAUGGUGAUUUAGGUUUCAAAUGUAUGGGAACAAAAGGUCGAUACUUAACCGAAUUCCUCAUUUUCACUGCUCAAUGUGGUGGAUCAGUAGCUUAUCUAGUGUUCAUAGGACGAAACUUGUCAUCCAUAUUUAGUUCAUAUGGGUUAAGUAUGGUGUCUUUCAUCUUGAUUCUGGUUCCAAUCGAAGUUGGAUUGUCCUGGAUCACUUCUUUAUCAGCUCUCUCACCUUUCAGUAUCUUUGCUGAUAUAUGCAACAUUAUAGCAAUGUGUUUCGUUGUCAAAGAAAAUGUGGAAAUGGUGAUUGAAGGUGACUUCUCGUUUAGUGAUAGAACCGCUAUUUCGUCUACCAUUGGUGGUUUACCUUUUGCUGGAGGAGUUGCGGUCUUCUGUUUUGAGGGUUUUGCAAUGACGUUGGCUUUAGAAAAUUCAAUGAGGGACAGAGAAGCUUUCCCUAAGUUGUUAGCUAAAGUGCUUGCCGGGAUUACAUUUGUCUAUGUCUUGUUUGGUUUUUGUGGUUAUAUGGCUUAUGGCGAUCAAACAAAGGAUAUUAUCACACUUAACCUCCCAAAUAAUUGGUCUGCCAUUGCUGUGCAGAUUGGGUUAUGUGUGGGAUUGACGUUUACAUUCCCGAUUAUGGUACAUCCGCUUAAUGAGAUCAUAGAGCAGAAACUGAAGAAGAUAGAUUGGCUUCAAAAGCAUCAUCAUGGGUACAACAACGAAACAGGUUCAGUCUCAAAAUGUGCAAUCUUUAUGACGAGGACGCUUUUGGUGGUAGGACUUGCUGCAAUCGCGAGUUUAGUCCCAGGGUUUGGUACAUUUGCAUCUCUUGUUGGAAGUACUUUGUGUGCACUCAUAUCCUUUGUGUUGCCGGCUUCUUAUCACCUCACGCUGCUCGGUCCAUCACUAAAUGUAUGGAACAAAUCCGUCGAUGUAUUCAUCGUGAUUUGCGGGUUGCUCUUUGCUGUUUAUGGUACGUACAACACAAUCGUCGGAGUGUGAAAAUGGAAAGCAAGUGAUCUGUGUAAAGCAAUGAAUACAACUACAAGAAGUUUGGUAAGACAAACAAAAAAAAUGUAUAGAUCUUUUACAUAAAAAAAAUGCAGAGUCGUAAAACAGCAUACACACUGACUUUGUUUUUGAUAAAAAUUUCAUUCAUUCUAUAAAUAACUCGGAAUCUUAUGAAUA
Molecule: messenger RNA, 1566 nt
Organism: Arabidopsis lyrata subsp. lyrata
Lineage: Eukaryota; Viridiplantae; Streptophyta; Magnoliopsida; Brassicales; Brassicaceae
Product: amino acid transporter ANT1
Exons: 3
Coding region: 82-1380 (432 amino acids)
Biological process (GO): amino acid transmembrane transport
Cellular component (GO): vacuolar membrane
Molecular function (GO): amino acid transmembrane transporter activity
Source: RefSeq, a predicted model, not a curated record